ACCAAAACUUCUCAUUUUUAUAUAAUCAUGGCCUCAAAUUUUCUUAAAUCAAUUCCAUUUUUUCUCUUACUUGCAAUGGUCAUGGCAGGUGAUCCAGAUAUCACCACAGACUUUAUAGUUCCUGCAAACGCUAGCGGUAAUUACAACAUAGAUGGGAAUUUCUUUACCUUCACAGGCAUGCGCAGUCUGGUUAAGUCUGACUACCCAUCAACCUUCACUGUGACUAAAGCUAGUCUUGCAAACUUUCCAGCUUUGGAUGGUCAGAGUGUCUCUUAUGCUGUUUUACUGUUUCCAGUAGGAGCAAUUAACCCACCUCACACACACCCACGUUCUGCUGAGCUACUCUUUGUAGUAGAGGGGAGUCUGAAUGUUGGAUUCGUUGACACCAAUAACAAGCUUUAUACACAAACACUUGAAGUUGGAGACAUGUUUGUGUUUCCAAAGGGAUUGGUGCACUAUCAAUCAAAUGAUGAUCCAAAACAACCUUCAACCGCAAUCUCUGCUUUUGGAAGUGCUAAUGCAGGCACAGUUUCAAUUCCUCCAAGUGUGUUUACGACUGGCAUUGAUGACACCGUCCUUGCUAAGGCUUUCAAAACUGAUGUUGCAACUAUUCAGAAGCUAAAGGCAGGCCUUGCACCCAAGGCUUAAAUUCAAUCAAUCUCAUCUUGUUCUAUUUUGUUGUGCUUGUUUUUACUUUUUUAUUUUUUUAAUAUUUAUGUUGUAUUAUUCUCUAGCUAGGCUAUACGCGUCAGGUCAGCAUCACUUAUUGGUAAAUAAGUGGAGUUUAUGUAAUAACACUAAUAAUUUGUCAAAAUUAAUUGUAACU
Molecule: messenger RNA, 826 nt
Organism: Pistacia vera
Lineage: Eukaryota; Viridiplantae; Streptophyta; Magnoliopsida; Sapindales; Anacardiaceae
Product: germin-like protein 9-3
Exons: 1
Cellular component (GO): cell wall
Molecular function (GO): manganese ion binding
Source: RefSeq, a predicted model, not a curated record